GCCGUCGCCCAAGUUGCAGGAAAACGCCAUGGCUGCACUUCUCCACCUCACUCAUCGCCACGGCGUCAAGGAGUUCGUCUUCUCCGGGGAAGAGGGCAAAGCCCGCGUAGAGCAACUGGUAGACACGGCCGCCAAAGCAUCGACCAACACCAUCUGCUUGUACGCGCUUUACCUCCUGGGCGUCAUCGUCUACCCGCCCGAAGAAUACGCCAACUAUACGGCUCUUGAAUCGCUGACGAGCUUCGACGAUCUAGAUAAAUGGAGCAAGAGCCCGAGCUCCCGGCUCGCACCUCGGUGGUACCCGCCGCCGCCACCGCCGCCGCCGCCGCCGCCGGUGAUGGUUGACGAGGGCGGCCGCCCACCCGCAAAGAGGGAAAAAACGGGCAGUGUCGAGCGCUUAUGGAUUGCGCCGGCGCGCGCCUGCUUUCGGGAAUCGAAAGCGCUUCCGUGCUUGAUUUCCCUUGCUCUCUCUCACGGCAGCUCUCGCGGUUCCAAGGAGUUGAUCGCCUUCGUCCUCGAAUCCUAUCACGUGCUGGGAGCUGGCAAUCUCUUUCCCUUCGAAAUCACGGAGCUCACCCGCCUCCUGCAAGUACGCUACUUCACGUCACCUCCGGAGCUCGUUUUCACGGCCAUGUUGACGUGCGAUCUGCUCUUAUCCUACUUGUAUCAAGCAAACGACGAAAGGCAAGGAGCGUGCGCUGGGCAAUUGAUCAAUUAUCUUGUGAGGACGUGCGGCAGGACGUUCUACAAAGAUAUUGUCCGUCUUCAGCUCGACUCCUGGGGUUCACCUGAGUUCGAGUUGGCUUGGAAAGGGCAAAACACCAGGUGGAAGCAGUUCAUGCUUCCUUUUUUGAAUGGUAAUAGCCCUUCGCCCAGUAAGGAGCUGCUGGAGCAGUUCAGAAAGGAGCUGCUGGAGAAGGUGUUCAGCGCUCCGGCGAGGUUGAUGGCUUACCUCCUUGCUCAUCACUACAACCUUCUCAAAACGGAGGUUCGAGACGUGUACGAAGACGACCGGCGAACCGGGAGAUCCAAAAACGUUAUAGAAAACAGCGAAGAAAAGCUGUUGGUGGCAGGGACCACUGUCGCCGCGUUUAGAUUGGCGUAUCUUCUAGACGGCGAGAAGGAUGUGCGGACCAAACGCCACGCCUGUACUGCGCUGAAUCGCCUGGCAAGAGACGAGGAGGGGGAUCGGUCUCACUUCGUCCGCCCCGCAUACUGGUGGCAUGUACUAAUAAAUCGUGUGGACAAAGCCGGCCUCGCAACGUGGCAGCCGUUCCAAGAACUCGUAGAGUUGAUGGGGGAUAACCUCGAUUAACCGGCUUAGCUCAGUUGGUAAGGCUGGGAAGUGGCGUUCAGGAGGUCUCGGGUUUAAUCCCCAU
Messenger RNA from Chara braunii, 1379 nucleotides. NCBI's taxonomy places the organism in Eukaryota, Viridiplantae, Streptophyta, Charophyceae, Charales, Characeae. The record is from the annotation of a GenBank genome assembly.